AUGGGCAGUGAUUCACAAUCUAAUUUUGCUGUGAACUUUUUGAUGGGCGGUGUUUCCGCGGCGGUUUCCAAGACGGUGGCGGCGCCUAUUGAGAGAGUGAAGUUGUUGAUUCAGAACCAGGAUGAGAUGCUCAAGCAGGGGACUUUGGACAAGCGGUACGACAGUAUUGCGGAGUGUUUCCGUAGAACGGCCAAGAACGAGGGUAUUGUUUCGUUCUGGAGGGGUAACACGGCCAAUGUGAUUCGUUACUUUCCUACUCAGGCUUUGAACUUUGCUUUCAAGGACAAGAUCAAGUCUUUGUUUGGUCGUUCCAAGGAGGAUGGGUACGCCGCGUGGUUUGCCAGUAACUUGGCUUCGGGUGGUGCUGCUGGUGGUUUGUCGUUGAUGUUUGUGUACUCUUUGGACUAUGCGAGAACGCGUUUGGCUGCGGACUCCAAGUCUGCCAAGAAGGGUGGCGAGCGUCAGUUCAAUGGGUUGGUUGAUGUUUACAAGAAGACUUUGAGCACCGAUGGUAUUGCUGGUUUGUACAGAGGUUUCUUGCCUUCUGUGUUUGGUAUUGUUGUGUACAGAGGUUUGUACUUUGGUUUGUACGACUCGUUGAAGCCUUUGUUGUUGACUGGUUCUUUGGACGGUUCUUUUGCUGCCUCUUUCAUUUUGGGUUGGUUGGUCACUACUGCUGCUUCCACCGCGUCCUACCCAUUGGACACUGUUAGAAGGAGAAUGAUGAUGACUUCCGGCCAGGCCGUCAAGUACGAUGGUGCCUUUGACGCCUUCAGAAGAAUUGUUGCCGCUGAGGGUGUCCCAUCCUUGUUCAAGGGUUGUGGUGCGAACAUCUUGAGAGCUGUUGCAGGUGCUGGUGCUAUCUCUUUGUACGACCGGUUGCAGUUCGUCAUGUUUGGUAAGAAGUUUUAA
Messenger RNA from Eremothecium cymbalariae DBVPG#7215, 912 nucleotides. It is a transcript of the gene PET9, whose product is annotated as ADP/ATP carrier protein PET9. The record is from RefSeq and is a predicted model, not a curated record. The transcript has a single exon. Gene Ontology annotation, cellular component: mitochondrial inner membrane. NCBI's taxonomy places the organism in Eukaryota, Fungi, Ascomycota, Saccharomycetes, Saccharomycetales, Saccharomycetaceae. Gene Ontology annotation, molecular function: ATP:ADP antiporter activity. Gene Ontology annotation, biological process: mitochondrial ATP transmembrane transport; mitochondrial ADP transmembrane transport. Bases 1 to 912 code for a protein of 303 amino acids.